AUGCAAAAGUAUCAAUCAAUUCGUCAAUCACAAACACAAGCAUCCCAAGCAAAACAAACGCCUCCAGCCAUAAGGCCUACUGAGGGCAACUGCAUUGAUUGCAGCUAUCAAACUGUAGGUGAUUUCUUGAAUUACCUCCAUCUGGAACAAUAUUUCGAUACAUUUCUGGAAGAGGGGUUCGAUUCGAUCAACUCACUUCUAGAAAUCACCGAAGAAGACAUGAUUUUUAUGAACGUGAAACGAGGUCACAGAAGGCUUCUUCAACGAGAAAUUGCUACAAUUAAAGGAUUAUCGCGCGACCAACCAUUAAUAACGAAUAUGAUGGGUCCAAAAUACCCAACGGAAUUUUCAAAUUCGUCGGCUCCAAAAAUGGAAGAUAUAGCAAAACGGCAAAACUUAUUGAGUAAUGCAGGCUUUGUAAAUUCUGACAUGUUGGCAAUGAUGCCUAAUUAUGAUAAUAUUGCAACAGGUUUGACAAGCCCUCGAAGUAUGAAUAGUGGCAUCGGCAGUAGUAGUAUUGAUGGCUGCAUUGGUAACAGCUCAAGUUCAACCUUACGGUCCAGAAUACCUCAUCAACAGGCAUCACAGCAAGUUCCAGUGCAUCAGCACCAGUCUAUUCAACAACCGCAAUUCGGAUACCCCCCCUAUAUACAGCAUACGCAACUCCCAGCACCGCAUUGUCAAUACGCUGAUAGUGGCAUCGGCAGCAAUUCUAAUUCUAGUUUCAUGGUAGAUCAUAAUAAUAGUGAGCUCAGCAAUAAGCCAAUAAUCAACAAUGGUAACAGUAAGAGCAGUAACAACAACAAUGAUAACGACAUGAGUAUCAAUAGUGUCGAUCAGGAAAAUAGAAGCGCAACGAGUCCUAUAUUAGUCACUACUCGUAAUAAUAGCACCUCAUCCAACGAUGAUAAUGAUUCUACUGAUACUAACGACUCUAUUCCAACCAAAAGAAAAUACAGACGCCAUGCUAAGCCGGAUCGUUAUGCUCCUGUUAAGCCCCCCUCUGCUUAUAUUAUGUUUUCCAACGAUGCUCGUGCUCAAUUGAAAGACAAAAAUUUAUCCUUUGCUGAGCUUGCCAAAAUCGUAGGCGAACAAUGGAAGAAUCUGAGUCAUGGCGAACGGCAAAACUACGAAAGAAUGGCUAUGCGUGCCAAGGAUGAAUACCUAGCUGCUUUGGAGCAAUACAGACAGACGCCUCAAUAUGAGCGCUAUCAAGAAUACCUCAGUGAUUUCAAAGCUAAACAAGAGGCCGCCAAUCGCUUGAUCGGUAGAGUGAGAAAAAGAGCAAAGCAUCCCUCUCCCGGUAGCGGCAGCAUUGCUGACACAAGUUCAAAUGGUGCCUCGAACGGUAAUGGUAGCUCUGGUAGCGGUUCGGGAGGUGACAUAUUUGAAGACAAAGAAAUAAGACAUCAAGGAAGAAGUUCGGACGAAGAAAUCAUCGUAGGCCAAAGUCAACAGGCUCCAGAAUACAAUAGCGGCAGCAGUAGUAGCAGUGGUAAUAAUAAUAGUAAUACUGAGCUACUUCAACUUUCUCAUUAUCGUCAUAACCACGGCAAUAAUACGGGACGCGGUAGCGGUAGUGGCAGCGGCAAUAACAGCAACAACAGCAACAAUUCCAAUCAAUUCAGAUCCUCAGAUAGCGGCUAUCAAUCGCAGCCUUUUACCGACACUGCCAACAAUCAGCAAACUAACGAUUUCCGAUCUAGCCAAAUAAUGCGUGGUAUGCUACCUGUUGACUUUUUUCACAGUACACUCUCAAAGCCUCCUUCUGCGCAUUCAUAUUCUUCGUCUUCCUCUGCGAGACCACAAAUUUCAACAAUUCCCAGAAAUUCAUCUAAUGCUACAACACAACAAUCGUUGUCUUCAAUCGACACCUUGGAUGGCUCUAUACCUACCUAUGAUGGCCAACAACAACAGCAAAUAAACCAACAACACCACAGUAAUAAAAGCCAAAGUGAAGCCGUAGAAAUGUACGAAGUUGAUGCAGUCGACGACGAAGUCAAUGAAGAUACCUCGCCUGUUGAUUCUCGUGUUCUUAGUCAUCCGGAUAAUGAAAAUAACAGUAAUAGUAGUAAAAACGGUACGGAUAUCCAGCAUCGUAAUAACAAUGGGAAUUAUAGUCAUUUUGGCGGUAGCAGUAGCACCAGCAACAAUAAUACCGGUCGAAAACUCACUAGAAGAAGCCCUAGAAUCGCAAAGACAAAAAAGGUGACUCACGAUGAUACUACCACAAGCAACAACCCUAAUAACAAUAAUCGACGAAAUAAUUGA
This is a messenger RNA of Mycotypha africana, 2271 nucleotides long. RefSeq lists its product as uncharacterized. The record is from RefSeq and is a predicted model, not a curated record. Bases 1 to 2271 code for a protein of 756 amino acids. The transcript is spliced from 4 exons. Gene Ontology annotation, cellular component: nucleus. Gene Ontology annotation, molecular function: protein binding. NCBI's taxonomy places the organism in Eukaryota, Fungi, Mucoromycota, Mucoromycetes, Mucorales, Mycotyphaceae. Gene Ontology annotation, biological process: regulation of gene expression.